Molecule: messenger RNA, 2464 nt
Organism: Salvia miltiorrhiza (redroot sage)
Lineage: Eukaryota; Viridiplantae; Streptophyta; Magnoliopsida; Lamiales; Lamiaceae
Product: G-type lectin S-receptor-like serine/threonine-protein kinase LECRK3
Exons: 2
Coding region: 16-2331 (771 amino acids)
Biological process (GO): protein phosphorylation
Molecular function (GO): ATP binding; protein serine/threonine kinase activity
Source: RefSeq, a predicted model, not a curated record
CCUCAACAUGCAGCAAUGUCCUUCCACUCCAUCCCCAUCUCCAUUUUCUUUCUCCUCUUUAUUUCUACCGCAUCAUCAUCACCACCACCACCACCACCUCAAAGAAUCACCCAAGGCUCUUCCCUCACACCCAACACCACCACCUCCUCUUGGCCUUCCCCCUCCGCCCUCUACGCUUUCGGAUUCUUCCCCCAAACCACCGUCAACCGCUCCGCCCCCGCCGUCGGCAUCUUCCUCCCCGACAAAACUGCCGUCUGGACGCCACCAAGCCCCACCGUCCCGGACGACGUCGUCGCCCUGCACCUCACCGCCGAGGGCAGGCUAGUCCUGCGGCGGAGCCGCGGCCGAGACGUCGACGUUAUCAGCCCCUCCGCAGCCGUUAUCGCGUCGGCGUCGAUGCUCGACAACGGCAACUUCGUGCUCUACGACUCUGAAUCCAGAAUCAUCUGGCAGAGCUUCGACCACCCCACCGACACCCUCCUCCCCGGGCAGCGGCUGCUCCCCGGGAAAGAGCUCAUCUCCGACCGCGGCGGAGGGAUUUUCAGGCUGAAAAUGCAGGUAGAUGGGAACCUCGUGCAGUACCCUGUUAACACGCCGGACACAGACAGAGCCGGCGGCAACGUCUCUCUCAACCUCGACAGCGACGGCCGCCUUUAUUUGUUAAAUGGAAGCGCUCCUCUCCGGAAUAUAACCAGAGGAGAGCUCCCCACGCGCGAGUUCGUCAAUCUCAUGAGGCUCGACGCCGGAGGCCUCUUCCGAAUCUACUCUCUCUCUCUAAACCCUCCCGGUGACUGGAAUUGGACCAGGCGAUGGUCAUCCACCGACGACGCGUGUGUCCCAAAAGGUUUCUGCGGAGCUAAUUCCUUCUGCGUUCAGAUGGAUACCGUGCCGGAAUGUCGGUGCCUCCUCGGCUUCGAUUUCAUUCAGCUCGGCAACUACACCGCUGGCUGCUCGAGGGCGGCCUUUCAGUGGGAAGGCUGUCCGAAAACCAAUGGGUCGAGCUACGAGAUGAGACCGGUCGAGAACACGGAAUGGCAGGAAAACUCGUAUGAGAAUUUGAACACGGCGACUGUUGAAGAUUGCAGUCGAGCCUGUCUCGCUGACUGUAAUUGCGAAGUGGCCUUCUUUGGGGAUGGCCAGUGCAGAAAGCAGAGGCUUCCAUUGACGUACGGGAGAAGGUCUCUGGGGAAUUCAAACAUGGCUCUUCUUCGAGUCACAACAACAACAACAACGACGACGACAAAUUCGCCACCCGCCAUACGAGGAAAAGUAAUCAAGAGAGAGAGGCGUUCAGGCAUCCUCGUCAUCGCCAUCGGCAUUGCGUUCAUGUUCACGGGAGCCCUCGCCUUGUCGAUUUCCGUCAUCUACGCGCACCAGAGACGGAGGAGGAUCAGCGAAGAUGAAGGGGCUAGCUUGGUGGAGGAUAUAUGCCUACAAGCAUUCAUAUUCGAGCAUCUCUCCGAGGCAACAAACGGCUUCGAGGAAGAGCUGGGGAGGGGAGCAUCCGGCACGGUGUUCAAAGGGGUUCUCCGCCAGAAAGCCGUGGCGGUGAAGAGGCUAGAGAAGGAAUUCGCGCAAGGGGAGAGGGAGUUCCAGACGGAGCUGAAGACGAUCGGGAAGACAUAUCACCGGAACCUAGUCCGCCUCUUAGGUUACUGCCUCGACGGAGACAACAAGCUGCUGGUGUUCGAGUUCAUGAGCAACGGAUCCCUCGCAGACAUACUCUUUAACAAGGAGAGGCGGCCGAGCUGGGAUGAGCGGAUGGAGAUCGCUCGGGAUAUAUCGAGGGGGAUACUGUAUCUGCACCAGGAGUGUGAGACGCAGAUCAUCCACUGCGACAUAAAGCCGCAGAACAUACUCAUGGACGACAACUGGUGCGCCAAGCUGUCGGAUUUCGGGCUGGCGAAGCUCCUCAAGCAAGACCAGACCAAUACGCACACCGGGAUAAGGGGGACGAGGGGCUAUGUGGCGCCGGAGUGGUACCAGAAGCAGGCAAUCACGGUGAAGGCCGACGUGUACAGCUUCGGGGUGGUGCUGCUGGAGAUCAUAUGCUGCAGGAGGUGCGUUGAUUGGAGCAGGAGCGAGGAGGAGGCGGUUCUCGAGGAGUGGGUUCACGAGCGCUACGCGGCGGGGAGGAUCGGGGAGGUCGUGGGGGAUGAGAUUGAGGAGGUGGAGGAGAGGAAAGUGGAGAGGAUGGUGAAGAUAGGGCUAUGGUGUGUGCAGUAUGAGCCGUCGCUGCGUCCGACUAUGAAGAAAGUUUUGCUCAUGCUGGAGGGGACUGUGGAGAUUCCCAUACCUCCCAGUCCUACUUCCUUCUUUAGUUCUAUCUAGUUUAACGCAAAUUCUCCUGCACGUUCAAUCGCAUACGAUGUAGACGGUUUGAAAGUUUACAUUUUUUCAUAAUAAUGUUUACUUUUAUUCAUAUAUAAGAACUUUUACUUUUAGUUAUUUUCAUUCAUUAAUA